Lottia gigantea (owl limpet) is the source of this 8583-nucleotide messenger RNA. RefSeq lists its product as hypothetical. Gene Ontology annotation, cellular component: dynein complex. The transcript has 55 exons. Gene Ontology annotation, biological process: microtubule-based movement. Gene Ontology annotation, molecular function: minus-end-directed microtubule motor activity; dynein intermediate chain binding; ATP binding. The coding region runs from base 1 to 8583 and encodes 2860 amino acids. The record is from RefSeq and is a predicted model, not a curated record. Lineage: Eukaryota; Metazoa; Mollusca; Gastropoda; Lottiidae.
AUGCCUGUUAUAACGAGUUUAAGAAAUCCCUCAUUACGUGCUAGACAUUGGGAAACUAUAGAGAAAAUAAUAGGAAAAGUUAUUAUUAGAGAUAAAUCUUUUACACUUGGUAAUCUUAUGGAAAUGAACAUAUUUAAGCACAAAGAUAGAAUUCAGGAUAUAUCCACCACUGCCAGUAAUGAAGCUACAUUAGAGAUUAUGUUACAGAAGAUUGUUGAUUUAUGGCAGAGUACAGAUUUCCGUCUGGUAGCUCAUGUAGGUAGAGAUACUCUGAUUAUAGCUGGUGCUGAUGAUAUUAUGGCUCAAUUAGAGGAGAGUCAAGUUACAGUGGGAACUAUUAGAGGUUCUAGAUAUGUUGGUCCUAUAAAAGUUCAAGUAGAAGAAUGGGAGAGAAAAUUACAAGUGUUUUCUAGGACGUUAGAUGAAUGGUUAAAUUGUCAAAGAAAUUGGUUAUAUCUAGAACAAAUCUUUAGUACUCCCGAUAUUCAAAGACAACUACCGAAUGAGUUUAAGUUAUUUUCUGGUGUUGAUAAAGCAUGGAAAGAUGUUAUGAGAAGAGUUGAAGAUAGACCUAAUGCUUUAAAGGCAGCUAUAGCUCCUGGUACCUUAGAAACAUUGUCAUCUUGUAAUGCUAAUUUAGAGAAAAUACACAGAUGUCUUGAGGAUUAUCUAGAAACCAAGCGUCUAGUAUUCCCCAGGUUUUAUUUUCUCAGUAAUGAUGAGUUAUUAGAUAUACUAGCUCAAUCUAAAGACCCACAAGCUGUUCAGCCCCAUCUUGGUAAAUGUUUUGGUAAUAUUAAACAGUUAGAUAUAAGACAUUAUGGAUUAUAUUGUAGAAAUAUUCGGGCUAGGGGACCUGUUGAACAAUGGUUAGGUACAGUAGAGUCUGGUAUGUUUGAAACUGUCAAGAAAUAUUUAAAGCUAGGUUUAUCUGACUGGCUAGGUUGUGAUAUACAAGACUGGGUAGUAAAACAUCCAGGACAAGUUGUUUUGACAGUAACGCAGAUUAUGUUUAAUAAAGAAGUAUCAAAAUGUUUUGAACAAGCGAAUCCUCGUCAAGAAUUGAUCAAAGUGAAAGACAAUAUGGUGGAAUCAUUGAAUAAAUUUGCAGGAUUGGUAUCUUCUAAUAUCUUGUCCUAUCAGAGGAUGAGUAUAGAAGCAUUAUUAACAAUUACUGUACAUAAUAGAGAUAUAGUCAAUGAAAUGAUCUCCUUUAAUGUCAAGAAAAAAGAAGACUUUGAAUGGAAAAGACAAUUGCGUUAUGAAUGGGACGAGCAGACCAAUAACUGUUUGGUGCUUCAAUCUAAUGCAUCAUUUCAAUAUGGAUACGAGUAUUUAGGCUGUUCACCAAGAUUAGUUAUUACACCAUUAACAGAUAGAUGUUACUUAACAUUAACUGGUGCUUUACAUCUUCAUCUUGGUGGUUCACCAGCUGGUCCUGCUGGUACUGGUAAAACAGAAACAGUUAAAGAUCUGGCCAAGGCUAUGGGAAAACAAUGUGUUGUAUUUAAUUGUUCUGAAGGUUUAGAUUAUAAGAUGUUAGGAAAGUUUUUCUCAGGGUUAGCUCAAUCUGGUAGUUGGUGUUGUUUUGAUGAAUUUAAUCGUAUUGAUGUAGAAGUUCUAUCAGUCGUAGCUCAACAGAUUCAUACUAUUAAAGCUGCUAAAGACACCCAAUCAUUACGCUUUAUGUUUGAAAGUCGUGAUAUUAAACUCAAUAUGAGUUGUGGAUACUUCAUCACCAUGAAUCCAACAUAUGCUGGUCGAGUAGAUCUACCAGAUAAUUUGAAAUCAUUAUUCCGUCCAGUAGCUAUGAUGGUACCAGAUUAUGCCUUGAUUGCUGAAAUCAUCCUAUUUUCUGAAGGUUUCCGUGAUGCCAAAUCUUUAUCCCAGAAAAUAGUCAAUCUAUAUCAGUUGGCCAGUAAACAACUUUCACAACAAGAUCAUUAUGAUUUCGGCAUGAGAGCUAUAAAAUCAGUUUUAGUAAUGGCUGGCCAUGGCAGACUAAAACCAUUAAAAGAUGAAGAAGAAUCCCAUAUAAUGAUUCAUUCAUUGCGUGAUGCCAAUUUACCCAAGUUUUUAGCAGAAGAUGUUCCACUAUUUGAGAGUAUUUUAGCUGAUUUAUUUCCAGGAAUUGUACCACCUUCUCCUGAUCAGGGUGUUCUUGAGAGAGCUAUAUCAAUGGCUAUAAGAGAUCAGAACCUGCAGCACUGGCCAAGUCAAAUGGAAAGAGUGAAACAGUUACAUAGUCAAAUCCUGGUACGUCAUGGUGUAAUGCUGGUUGGCCCUACCGGUGGAGGUAAAACAACUGUCAGAAAUAUCUUACAGAGGGCACUAGUAUUAUUACCUACCAUAACCCCCCAGGAUGAUCAUAAAGGACAUGUGGAAACUUUCACCUUGAAUCCGAAAUGUGUAAAACUUGGUGAAUUGUAUGGUGAAACUAAUCCAGUAACAUUUGAAUGGACAGAUGGACUUAUUGCGUCUGCUACAAGAAAAUUUUAUAAAGAUUUAAAUAUAAUUACCAAUUGGAGAUGGAUUGUAUUAGAUGGUCCUGUUGAUACAUUAUGGGUUGAAAAUCUCAAUACAGUUCUUGAUGAUUCUAAGGUGUUAUGUUUAGCUAGUGGAGAGCGUAUUAGUUUAGCACCUGGUAUGAGAUUAAUAUUUGAAGUAGAUAAUUUAUCACAAGCCAGUCCAGCUACUAUUAGUAGAUGUGCUAUGGUCUAUAUGGACCCAGUAGAUUUAGGGUGGCAGCCAUUUGUAAAGAGUUGGUUGUACACUGCACUACCUAAAGAACUGCCAGAUAGUGGUAAAAGCCAUCUGUUGAAACUUUUUGAACAUAGUAUCGACAAGGGACUGAAAUUCCUUAAGAAAUAUCAGAAGUUUCAGACUAUCAUGGUACCAGAAAUGAGUAUAGUAUCAACAUUGUGCCACCUGUUGUCAGCCUAUUUUGACUAUAUGAGUAAACAUGGAGGAUUUGGUAAUCCAGGUAUGAAAUCACCAACACAGCUAUUAAAUUUUCUUGGUAAACUGUUUGCAUUCUGUUAUACAUGGAGUUUUGGUGGUAUAUUACAUGAAAUUAAUAUCUGUAAUGAAUUUGAUAAUUUUAUGAGAGAAGUAUUUGAAGUUGAACCACCAGUUGGCGUGCGUCUGCCAGCUGGUAACAGAAGUAUGUAUAGCUUUUUUUUAAACAUGGAGUCUGGUUCAUUUACACCAUGGGAUGUCCUGGUACCAACAACUAAAUCACUGAUAGAAAAAGGAGCUAUGUUAACUAUAGGAGAGACUAUGGGAUUAAUGACUGAAAUUGUACCAACUGUUGAUAUUAUACGUUUCUCAUUUCUAACUAGUUUAUUGUUACUACAGAAACAUCCAGUUCUUAUAACAGGUGAUUCUGGAGUAGGAAAAUCAGCUUUAAUAAACAAUAUGUUAAAACGUCUACAGAAGGAAGUUAAACCUAAAAUACAAAGUGGACUGUUGAGUACAACCAUACAGUUCAGUGCCCAGACAAGUUCAGCUCGUCUUCAAGGUCACAUCAUGCACAAAUUGAUCAAGAAGGGUAAAGAUGCUCUUGGUGCUCCUAAAGGACGAAAGGUUGUUGUGUUUGUGGAUGAUCUGAAUAUGCCAGCUCCAGAACAGUAUGGUGCUCAACCACCUCUAGAAUUACUCCGACAGUUUCUGGAACUUGGUGGAUUUUAUGACACUGCUAAAUUACAGUGGAAGGACAUUUUGGAUGUUACCAUGGUUACAGCCUGUGGUCCUCCUGGUGGCGGUAGAAAUCCUACAAGUCCUAGAUUAUUAAAACAUUUCUGUAUAUUUGCUUUACCAACACCAUCUACUAGAUCCUUACAGCAUAUUUAUCAAGUUCAGUUAGGCAGGUUUAUCAUUCAAGAUGGUGACUUUAUGCCAGAAGUUCAAGAAUGUUUAUUUUCAAUGGUAUCUGCUAGUAUAGCUAUAUACUAUAGAAUGGGAAGUACUAUGUUACCAACACCCACCAAAUCACACUACACUUUCAACAUUAGAGAUCUCUCCAAGGUUAUCCAAGGUUUAUUACAAGCUCAUAAUUCAGUUAUUGUCAGUAAAGAUAAUUGUGCUCAGUUAUUGGCUCACGAAGCUACCCGAGUAUUCCAUGAUAGAUUGGUAGAUAAUACAGAUAGAAUGGCAUUCUUUGAUAUACUAUCAGAUAAUCUUCAUGAUUAUUUCAAGGUGGGUUUGAGCCUAAAAAAGCUACGUAAUGAACAGGUAUUAUUUGGAGAUUUCUUUGAGAUAGAUGAAACAGCUAACAGAAUAUAUCAGCCUCUAGCAGACCGUAGUAAAUUAGGCAAUGUUCUAGAAGAUUACUAUAUGAGAUUAAACUUUGGUAAUUCCAAAUCAAGUCAGUUGGUAUUUUUUAAAGAUGCUGUAGAACAUAUUGUUAGAGCAGCGCGUGUUUUCAGACAACCAGGAGGUCAUUUACUAUUGGUUGGAUUAGAUGGUACAGGAAAAUCAACUGUAGUACAUUUAGCUAGUCAUAUUGCUAGAUGUGAACUCUUCAGACUUUCUCUUCAAAAACACUAUGGAACAAUUGAAUUUAGAGAUGAUCUGAAACGAGUUUUCAAAAUAAGUGGUGUUAAAGGUCAAAAUACUGUGUUUUUAUUGGCUGAUUCAGAUAUUGUUAAGGAAUCUUUCCUGGAAGAUAUUAACUGUAUUUUAAACUCUGGAGAAGUACCAGAUCUCUUUGAUAAUGAAGAAUUAGAUGGAAUCACCAUGGAUUUGAAAAGUGCUGCUGCCGAAGCAGAUAUACCAGACACAAGAGUUGCUGUUUAUCAGUUCUUCAUACAACGUGUACGUCAAAACCUACAUGUUGUAUUAACAAUGAGUCCUGCUGGUGAUAAAUUCAGACAAAGAUGCCGAAUGAAUCCAGCGUUAAUAAAUUGCUGUACAAUAGAUUGGUAUGAUGAAUGGACUGAUGAAGCUAUGUUGAGUGUGGCUCAGGUUUUCUUUCAAAACACAGAAUUUUUAGCUGACCCAAGAUAUGACAUAGAGGUAGCAUGUGUUGAUAUCCAUCGUAGUAUAUCAGUUGUAUCAAGACAAUAUUGGGAAGAAAUGAGAAGACAUUAUUAUUCUACACCAUCAAGUUAUAUGGAGUUGAUAAGAUUAUAUUCUAUUAUGUUACGUGACAAUAAACAAGAAUUUGUUAAUAACAGAGAAAGAUUACAGAUCGGUCUAUCUAAAUUAUCUGAAGCUAACUCAUUAGUUGGUGAAAUGCAAGAAGAGUUGGUAACCCUGGGACCUAAAAUAGAAGAAAAAGCAAGGGAUACAGAAAUAUUAUUAGAACAAUUAGAGAAAGAUAAGAUAGCAGUAGAAGAAGUACAGCAGAUUGUUGAAGCAGAAAAGAACAUCAUGGAUAGAGAAACACAGAUAGUUCAAGAUUAUGCUGAUGAAUGUGAAUUAGAUCUAGCCUCAGUUUUACCAGCUCUACAAAAUGCUAUUGGAUCAUUAGAAACAUUAGAUAAAGCAUCUAUAUCAGAAAUUAGAGUUUACACACAUCCACCAGUGUUAGUUAAAACGGUUAUGGAUGCUGUCUGUGUUCUCUUUCAAAAAAGACCAGAUUGGGUCACAGCUAAACAGAUGUUAGGGGAUGCUAAUUUCCUUAAAAUGCUUCUUCAGUUUGAUAAAAAUGGGUUACCAGACAAGGUAUUUAAGAGACUAAAAAGAUACUCUAAAGAUCCUGAUUUUAACCCAGAGAAAGUGGGAAGUGUAUCAGAAGCUUGUAGAUCUAUAUGUGAAUGGGUAUUAGCUAUAGAACAUUAUAAUGAUGUUUAUAAGAUGGUCAAACCAAAACAGAAAAGAGUAGAAGAUGCUAGAGAAGCUCUGAAGUUAGCUCAGAAUAAUUUAGUACAGAAAAUGGCUAGUUUGAAAAAGAUUCAAGAUCAUUUAAAGAUGAUAGAAAGACAGUAUCAAGAUAGUGUUAAUCAAAGAGAGGGAUUAAAGGAAAGAAAGAAAACAACUGGAUUAAGAUUACAGAGAGCUUCAUUAUUGAUUAAAGCUUUAGAUGGUGAAAAGGUUCGCUGGGCAGAUUCUGUGAAGACAUUAGAUUUUAAGCUAGAAGGAUUAGUUGGUGAUACAUUAGUAGGAGCUGCAGCAGUAUCAUAUCUCGGUGCUUUUACUGCCACCUACCGUAAACAGUUAGUAAAGACCUGGGUUGAGAUGUGUCAAACAGUUGAUAUACCUAUUUCUAAAUCAUUUGAUCUAGCUAGAAGUAUGGUUGAUGACAAUCAGGUUAUGAAGUGGCAUAAUGAAGGUUUACCAAGAGACAACCAUUCUAAAGAGAAUGCCAUGUUUGUAAAGAGAGCAAGAAAAUGGCCGCUACUGAUAGAUCCUCAGGGACAAGCUUUAAAUUGGGUUAAGGAAAUGGAAGGUAGUAGAUUAAAAAUAGUAACAGCUACAGAUCAUAAUUUGAUGAGAACAAUGGAAACUGCUAUCAGAGUAGGAGAUCCUGUUCUUAUCAAGGAUGUUGGUGAAGAGUUAGACCCUGCUUUAAGACCAGUAUUAUUACAAGAGACAUACUCUAGAGCAGGUCAUCUAGUUAUAUUGAUAGGUGAUACAGAGAUAGAAUACAAUGAAAGAUUCAGAUUAUAUUUAACAACUACUAUGACCAAUCCACAUUAUUUACCAGCCAUAUUUAUACAGGCUAAUAUUAUUAAUUUUACUGUUACCUUCGAUGGUUUACAAGAACAGUUAUUAUCAGCAGUGGUCAAACAAGAACGACCUAAACUAGAGAGUGAUCGUAGAGAUUUAAUGGAGAGUAUAACUAAUGAUAGACAAGCUUUACGUGAUUUAGAAGAUAAAUCUUUAAGUUUGCUACAAAAAUCAGAAGGUCAUAUUUUGGAUGAUCAAGAUCUAGUGGAAACAUUACAGAAGAGUAAAGGCAUUGCUGGUGAAAUAUAUAGUAGAGUUGAACAGUCUGAAGAAACAGAAAAGAAAAUCAAUAUAGCUAGAAAACGCUAUCUACCAGUUGCUACAAGAGGAGCUGUAUUAUAUUUUGUCUUAGCAGAACUAGCAACUAUAGAUGUCAUGUAUCAAUUUUCAUUAAGCUGGUUUCAAGAUAUUAAUACUAGAUCGUCAUUGGAUAGUGGUGAAAUUUCCGACAAUUUACGUCAGCAUUUAAAGAAUAUGAUAGAGACUUUAACCAAUAGUAUUUAUCGUGUUGUGUCUGUUGGUUUGUUUGCCCAUCAUCAGCUGACCUUCUCCUUUAUGAUCUGUACCAGUAUCAUGCAGUCUAACUCAGUGUAUGAAGAUGAUACCAUUACUAUGGAAUCAGAAGCUCAAGCUGGUGAUAAAACAUCAUUAAAACAUAAAACUUUACCAUCAUGGGUGCAUGAGAGUAUGUGGCAUGUUUGUCAGUAUUUAGAAGCUAUGGUACCAGGUUAUAAUAAUAUUUGUAGAAGUAUUAGAAGCUGUAAAGAACAAUGGGAAUUAUUUAGAGAUUCUGAUGAUCCUUAUACCUUGAUGAAAUCACCUGUCAUUUUAAAAGGUAGUUUUUUUUUUUUUGUGACUUCAAUAUGGGAUUUGAAGUUGAGUGAAUUUCAAAGACUGAUAUUAAUUCGAUAUUUAAGUUUUGAGACGCUUCCUGCAGCUAUAAAUAAAUUUAUCAAAACUCAACUUGGACCUGAGUAUUUAGCAACAGGAUCUUUUGAUUUGAAAGAAAUAUUUAAAGAAUCAACAGCUAAAACACCUUUAAUAUUUAUACUGUCACCUGGGUGUGAUCCUGCAGCACAGAUGAUAAGAUUUGCUAAAGAAUUACGUGGUAGUACUGUACAUCUAGAUAUGAUAUCAUUAGGUAGAGGUCAAGGUCCUAAGGCUGAAGAACUCAUUUCUAAAGCUCAGAUUUUAAAAGGAAGAUGGGUUUUCUUACAAAAUUGUCAUCUUGCAGCUUCCUGGAUGCCAAAAUUACAAUCUAUUGUGGAGAGCUUUAACAAACCCAGUGAUGAAAUGGACCCACAGUUUAGAUUAUGGUUAAGUUCUAAACCUGAUCCUUCAUUUCCUGUAUCAAUCUUACAAACUGGUAUUAAGAUGACAGUAGAACCACCUACAGGUAUCAAGAAUAAUAUGUUAAGAACAUUUGGUAGUGGUGGUGCUGGGGUUAUUACUGAAAAUCUGUAUGAAGGAGGUGCUUCUAGUCCAGCCUGGAGAAAGCUACUGUUUGGACUAUGUAUAUUUAAUAGUAUUAUACAAGAAAGAAAGAAAUAUGGUACUCUUGGUUGGAAUAUAUCUUAUGAAUUUAAUGAUUCAGAUUUAGAAGUAUCAGUAUUAAAACUUCAGAUGUUGUUAGAAGAACAAUCAGAGAUACCCUGGGCAGCCUUGAUGUAUUUAACAGGGGAGGUAACCUAUGGUGGUCGUGUAACAGAUGAUUGGGAUAGACGUUGUUUAUUAAGUUUACUCAGUAAAUUCUAUACGCCAGACGUAUUAAAAUCUGAUCAUUGUUACUCUGUAGACCAGGUCAGUUUAACAUACUUUAAGAUUUUAAAAAGUUACCAGAAGCUCCAAUGGAUCUUACCAAUAUACAGUGGGCGCCUGUUUAACCAGUUGCUGAUAACUGGGAAGCUCUAA